Molecule: messenger RNA, 2438 nt
Organism: Agelaius phoeniceus (red-winged blackbird)
Lineage: Eukaryota; Metazoa; Chordata; Aves; Passeriformes; Icteridae
Gene: SLC9A1
Product: solute carrier family 9 member A1
Biological process (GO): sodium ion import across plasma membrane; proton transmembrane transport; potassium ion transmembrane transport
Cellular component (GO): plasma membrane
Molecular function (GO): potassium:proton antiporter activity; sodium:proton antiporter activity
Source: RefSeq, a predicted model, not a curated record
AUGGGCGCCGCGGCCCUGCGCGCCCUGCCCUGGGCGCUGCUGCUGCUGGGGCCGCUGCUGCCCGGGCAGGUCCUGCAGGCCAACCCCAUGCUCACCUCCGAGGGCCAGCCCGCGCCGCUGCCCGGCGGCGCCGUGCCCGGCUUCACGGCCGCGCCGCCCGCCGCCCCCGAGGAGAUCCACCCGCUCAAGGAGCAGCCGGCCAACGGCUCGGCAGAGGGGCACGCCAAGCACCGCAAAGCCUUCCCGGUCAUCGGCAUCGACUACACGCACGUCCGCAUCCCCUUCGAGAUCUCCCUAUGGAUCCUCCUGGCCUGCCUGAUGAAGCUGGGCUUCCACGUGAUCCCCUCAGUGUCCAGCAUCGUUCCCGAGAGCUGCCUGCUCAUCGUGGUGGGCCUUCUGGUCGGGGGGCUCAUCAAGGGGGUGGGUGAGAAGCCCCCCAUCCUCAAGUCGGACAUCUUCUUCCUCUUCCUGCUGCCCCCCAUCAUCCUGGACGCCGGCUACUUCCUGCCCCUGCGCCCCUUCACCGAGAACCUGGGCACCAUCCUCAUCUUCGCCGUGGUGGGCACGCUCUGGAACGCCUUUUUCCUGGGGGGGCUGAUGUACGCCGUGUGCCAGCUGGGCGGGCCGGGCCUCAACCACAUCGGCCUGCUGGCCAACCUGCUCUUCGGCAGCAUCAUCUCGGCCGUGGACCCCGUGGCCGUGCUGGCUGUCUUCGAGGAGAUCCACAUCAACGAGCUGCUGCACAUCCUGGUCUUCGGGGAGUCCCUGCUCAAUGACGCCGUCACCGUCGUCCUCUACCACCUCUUUGAGGAGUUUGCCAGCUUCGAGCAGGUGACCAUCCUGGACAUCAUCCUCGGCUUCCUCAGCUUCUUCGUGGUGUCUCUGGGCGGGGUCCUGGUGGGCGUCAUUUACGGGGUGAUCGCCGCCUUCACGUCCCGCUUCACCUCACACAUCCGCGUCAUCGAGCCCCUCUUCGUGUUCCUCUACAGCUACAUGGCCUACCUGUCUGCUGAGCUCUUCCACCUGUCCGGCAUCAUGGCGCUCAUCGCUGCUGGUGUGGUCAUGCGGCCCUAUGUGGAAGCCAACAUCUCCCACAAGUCCCACACCACCAUCAAGUAUUUCCUCAAGAUGUGGAGCAGUGUGAGCGAGACCCUCAUCUUCAUCUUCCUGGGUGUCUCCACCGUGGCUGGUCACCACUACUGGAACUGGACCUUCGUCAUCAGCACGCUCUUCUUCUGCCUCAUCGCCAGGGUGUUGGGUGUCCUGGUGCUCACCUGGUUCAUCAACAAGUUCCGGAUCGUGAAGCUGACGCCGAAGGACCAGUUCAUCAUCGCCUACGGGGGCCUGCGGGGAGCCAUCGCCUUCUCGCUGGGCUACCUGCUGGACUACAAGCACUUCGGCAUGAGGGACAUGUUCCUCACUGCCAUCAUCACCGUCAUCUUCUUCACCGUCUUCGUGCAGGGCAUGACCAUCCGGCCCCUGGUGGAUCUGCUGGCUGUGAAGAAGAAGCAGGAGACGAAGCGCUCCAUCAACGAGGAGAUCCACACGCAGUUCUUGGAUCACCUUCUGACAGGGAUCGAGGAUAUCUGUGGUCACUACGGGCAUCACCACUGGAAGGACAAGCUGAACCGCUUCAACAAGAAGUACGUGAAGAAGUGCCUGAUCGCGGGGGAGCGCUCCAAGGAGCCCCAGCUCAUCGCCUUCUACCACAAGAUGGAGAUGAAGCAGGCCAUCGAGCUGGUGGAGAGCGGCGGCAUCGGCAAGAUCCCCUCUGCCGUCUCCACCGUCUCCAUCCAGAACAUCAACCCCCAGACCCUCCCUCUGGAGCGCGUCCUGCCAGCCCUGUCCAAGGACAAGGAGGAGGAGAUCCGGAAAAUCCUCCGCACAAACCUGCAGAAAACCCGGCAGAGGCUGCGAUCCUACAACCGGCACACGCUGGUGGCUGACCCCUACGAGGAAGCCUGGAACCAGAUGCUCCUGAGGAGGCAGAAGGCCCGGCAGCUGGAGCAGAAGAUGAACAACUACCUGACGGUGCCGGCACACAAGGUGGACUCGCCCACCAUGUCCCGGGCUCGCAUCGGCUCAGACCCGCUGGCCUACGAGCCCAAGGAGGACUCGGAGAACCUGCCCAUCAUCACCAUCGACCCAGCCUCGCCGCAGUCCCCCGAGUCCGUGGACCUGAUGAGCGAGGAGCCCAAGGGCUGCAGUGGCCUCCCGCCCUCGCCCGAGGAGGAUGAGGAGGGGCUGGUGAUGCGGGUGAAGGAGCCUUCCUCCCCGGGGACUGACGACGUCUUCACCCCGGGCAACGGGGACAGCCCCAGCAACCAGCGGAUGCUGCGGUGCCUGAGCGACCCCGGCCCGCGGCCCGAGCCCGAGGAGGGGGAGCCCUUCAUCCCCAAGGGCCAGUAGCUGCUGGCACAAAGCCUCCAAAUCGUUUC